This is a messenger RNA of Spirodela intermedia, 1203 nucleotides long. NCBI's taxonomy places the organism in Eukaryota, Viridiplantae, Streptophyta, Magnoliopsida, Alismatales, Araceae. The record is from the annotation of a GenBank genome assembly.
AUGAAUUGGGUUGCCGUGGCCAGAAAAAUUCCGAGGGAUCUCCGUUCCAUCUAUGGGAGGAUCGAGAGGGGAAGCAAAACCCUAAAACCUGAGGUUGUCUGCUCACAGCUCCAGUCAAGCGGCUUCUCUUCAGCGCCUCGUCCUCGAUCUUGGAGCCCUAGCAAGCGAAAAUCCGAAUCGCGCCGAGCUCCAUCUCUUCCUCCUACUCCCGAUCCGUCCCGCCUGCAGUGCUGCAUUGAUCAGCUCCCUCCGAGGUUCACCUCGGAUGAUCUCUCGGGGAUGCUGGAACUCCAGCGGGAUCCCAUCCUUUGCCUAAACAUCUUCAACUGGGCCUCCCUGCAGCCCCGCUUCAGGCACGAUGCCUCCACCUACCUCAUCACCAUCAAGAAACUCGGCGCCGCCAGGAUGUACCAGGAGAUGGACGUGGUCAUCGUCCAAGCCCUCUCGGCUACCUGUAUUGCGUCUGAGGAGCUCUUCAACACCGUGAUCUACUUCUACACAGAGGCUCGCAUGCUGUCCAAGGCAGUCAACGUCUUCAAGCGCAUGCGGGACUCGGCGGCUGCCGCUGCCUGCCGCCCCACGCUCUCCACGUACAAUCUGCUUUUUGCAGCGCUGCUGGGCAAAGGGAACAACUCAUACAUCAACUACAUUUACAUGGACACCAUCCGGUGCCUGUUUCGGCAGAUGGUGGAUUCUGGGAUCGAGCCUGAUAUCUUCACCCUCAACUCCAUCAUCAAGGGGUACGUUCUCUCGCUCCACAUCAACGAUGCCCUCCGCGUAUUCCACCAAAUGGGCGUCGUCUACAGGUGCCUUCCGAACGAGCAUUCUUAUAAUUACCUGGUGCAUGGGCUGUGCGCGCAAGGCCGCACAAAGAAUGCCAAGGAGCUGUAUAUAGAGAUGAAGAACAAGGGCCUCAUCCCCAGUGAAAAGGUGUAUAAUUCGCUUGUUUGUGCUCUGUCAAUGGCUGGGCAGAUGGACGAGGCAGUGGCGAUCCUCUGGGAAAUGGGGAGCAGGGGUAGGUUAGCCGAUCUUAUCACAUACCGGACUGUUCUCGAAGAAAUGUGCAGGCAUGGAAGGGUGGGGGAUGCUGUAGCUCUGUUGAGGGAGUUUCAGGAGAAGGAUCUCGUUGAUGGCCGGACUUUUAGGGAGCUUAUGUAUGGGAUCCAGGACAGUCACGGGAUUGAGAGUGAUGAUGCAGUUUAA